Molecule: messenger RNA, 1231 nt
Organism: Cantharellus anzutake
Lineage: Eukaryota; Fungi; Basidiomycota; Agaricomycetes; Cantharellales; Hydnaceae
Product: putative ARC35-subunit of the Arp2/3 complex
Exons: 6
Coding region: 43-939 (298 amino acids)
Biological process (GO): actin filament polymerization; Arp2/3 complex-mediated actin nucleation
Cellular component (GO): actin cytoskeleton; Arp2/3 protein complex
Molecular function (GO): actin filament binding; structural constituent of cytoskeleton
Source: RefSeq, a predicted model, not a curated record
GACAAGGUCACGGGCUUCGUUCUCUCCAUAGUUUGACUUGCAAUGAUCCUAUUAGAGUCACAUAGUACCAUUAUCUCAAAUACUCUUACGGAGAAAUUUGUAUCUCCGAGCGUCCUCGACAUUCAGUUCGUGGACUAUGACAGCAUCAGAUUUCACCUGGUUACUCCAGAAAAGAAGACAAAGAUUCAUCUUUCAAUGAGCAUUCGGUGUUGGCACGAGCUCGUUGAGUACGGUGCACUCGAUAUCAUUCAGCGCGAAUACGGACCCUACGUUGUCCCCACUGAUCCCGGAUACGACGUUACGCUUGCAUUCGAUACUGAAAAUCUUCCUCAAGGAGAGGAACAAGCAGCUCUCAUCCGAUCUGUGGCGCUCUUGAAGCGUAACGCAUUAGCUGCGCCUUUCGAAAAGGCCUUCUCAGAGCAAAAGCAACUCGAAGCGAUCCCAGCGCCAACCGACGGCUCUCCUCGUCCUGAAGGUCCACUGAUGGCAAUUCACUACCGCGACGAAGAAGCCAUCUACGUUCAAGCUUCUCACGAUCGUGUUACCGUUUUCUUCUCUACAAUUUUCGAAGACGAGACGGAUCGUAUCUUUGGCAAGGUUUUUUUGCAAGAGUUCGUCGACGCGAGGCGUCUUGCAAGCUUGCAAACAGCUCCGCAAGUGUUGUAUUCGAGCCGUGAGCCUCCACUUGAAAUCAGGAACGUUCCUGGUCUCAAGCGCUCAGAGGAUGUUGGCUACGUGACUUUCGAGGAGACCAUAUCCCGUAUCCAACUGUUCAGAGACUACCUCCAUUAUCACAUCAAAUGCUCCAAGGCUUACAUGCACAGUCGUAUGCGUCAUCGUGUCAGUGAAUUCCUGAAGAUCCUUAAUCGUGCCAGGCCAGCACCGAUCGGAGAGAAGGAAAGGAAGACUAUCACGGGCAGGACAUUUUCACAACGUUGAACGUCACUUUCCGUUUCGUGUAUAGUGUUCAUUCGCCAUGUAUAUUGCAAAUAUCGGAGAAUGAGAGCGGGAAGUGUAUGCAUAUUAGUAAAUUACUAUAUUUUGGAGAGAAUAAAAUCUAUCCGGAGGGACUUUUGAGAACAAACCGUCAAACAUCAUGCUUAACAUUCCAAUGGAUCUUCAUUCCCUGUGGGCGAACAGCUUCUGAAUGUGUUCACUCGAAUACGAUUUGGGACGUUCGAGAGGAGCUCCAAGGGCACGAUCCCAAAUGAGCUGAGCGCACACACCGAAG